UUGGAAGGGGGGAAGAUGGCACCUGGGAAGAACCCCCCAGAGACGCUGAAUAGCGCCCAAAAUCUGGCGGGAGCGCUAUGGGAUUGGGGCAAAUGCGAGUCGACAGAGAAAAAGAUUCAGCGAGUGCCGAACACCAGAGCGGAUACGGUAGGAGACGCGUAUCUAGAUACACUAGCUACCAGGGGCAACCUAGCGUCAGUCCUACGGAAUUAG
This is a messenger RNA of Lindgomyces ingoldianus, 213 nucleotides long. RefSeq lists its product as uncharacterized. NCBI's taxonomy places the organism in Eukaryota, Fungi, Ascomycota, Dothideomycetes, Pleosporales, Lindgomycetaceae. The annotation marks the transcript as partial. The transcript has a single exon. The record is from RefSeq and is a predicted model, not a curated record. Gene Ontology annotation, molecular function: protein binding.